This is a messenger RNA of Aplysia californica (California sea hare), 1373 nucleotides long. RefSeq names its product ras-related GTP-binding protein A. Gene Ontology annotation, biological process: positive regulation of TOR signaling; regulation of autophagy; cellular response to starvation. Gene Ontology annotation, cellular component: lysosome; Gtr1-Gtr2 GTPase complex; nucleus. Gene Ontology annotation, molecular function: GTP binding; GTPase activity. The record is from RefSeq and is a predicted model, not a curated record. Bases 171 to 1103 code for a protein of 310 amino acids. The transcript is spliced from 8 exons. Lineage: Eukaryota; Metazoa; Mollusca; Gastropoda; Aplysiida; Aplysiidae.
AAAUAAACAAUGACACAAAACACCCGAGAGUCGACAGGUGACCAGUGCCCACUGACGAUUGACGAACGCAGAUUGAUAGAAGGAGUGAACACUGACGCCAACUGUGGUCUUCACACAUUUCUAAAUAAUUUACUUCCUUCUGCAUACGCUGUUUGGUAAAGAGAUUCAAAAUGAAGAAGAAGGUUCUUCUUAUGGGCAAAAGUGGCUCAGGCAAAACAAGCAUGAGAUCCAUCAUUUUUGCCAAUUAUAUUGCAAGAGAUACCCGUAGACUGGGUGCUACAAUUGAUGUUGAGCACUCACACGUACGUUUUUUGGGCAACCUGGUUCUGAAUCUGUGGGAUUGUGGUGGUCAAGAGGCCUUCAUGGAAAACUACUUUGCCAGCCAACGUGACAACAUUUUCAGGAAUGUGGAGGUUCUCAUCUACGUCUUUGAUGUGGAAAGCAGGGAGCUGGAAAAAGACAUUCACUACUACCAGUCUUGCUUGGAAGCAAUCUUGCAAAAUUCCCCAGAGGCAAAAGUGUUUUGCCUGAUUCACAAAAUGGAUUUGGUGCAAGACGAUCAAAGGGAUAUGAUAUUUCAUGAAAGGCAGGAAGACUUAAAAAGGUUGUCCAAACCAUUGGAGUGCACAUGCUUCGCUACGUCUAUCUGGGACGAGACUUUGUACAAGGCAUGGUCGUCUAUUGUGUACCAGCUGAUACCAAAUGUCCAACAACUGGAGGAGAAUUUGUCUGCCUUUGCUGAUAUUCUGGACGCUGACGAAGUCCUACUGUUUGAGAAAGCAACAUUUUUGGUGAUCUCCUACUGCGAAAGGAUCCAGCACCGCGACGUGCACCGCUUUGAAAAAAUCAGCAACAUCAUCAAACAGUUCAAGCUGAGCUGUGGAAAAAUCGGGGCCGCCUUUGAAAGCAUGGAAGUGAGAAACUCUUCCUUCGCUGCCUUCAUCGAAAUGUUCACGCCAAACAUGGUUGUGAUGGUGAUCAUGUCCGAUACUGCAAUUCCGUCCGCAGUGACACAGCUCAACAUCAAAAAUGCCCGCAAGCAUUUUGAGAAACUGGAAAGUCUGGUGACCCCGCACAGAUCCAUGACAGGAGGUACCAGAUAAAGAGAUGGAUCAGCCUCCCUUUUGUCCUCCCAUGCAGGCUAACUAACCCCCUUCAACAUGACUCACCUACUGGCACAAAUCUACCGCUUGUUGUAGAUUCCGCCAGCAGUCUUCAUCACUUGCUCUCACGAUUUGAAGAUUCUUCUGGAAUAUGAGUGUGGUCUUACUCAAUCUGUCCCCGUCAUUUUUUGCGAGAAAAAUUCUGAAAUUAUGCAAACUGAGCCCAAAAAUGUGAAAUUGUGCGAUUCAGUUAAUUUUAACAAAGAACGA